Peromyscus eremicus (cactus mouse) is the source of this 984-nucleotide messenger RNA. Its product is annotated as olfactory receptor 7G2-like. The coding region runs from base 16 to 984 and encodes 322 amino acids. Lineage: Eukaryota; Metazoa; Chordata; Mammalia; Rodentia; Cricetidae. Gene Ontology annotation, molecular function: G protein-coupled receptor activity; olfactory receptor activity. The transcript has a single exon. The record is from RefSeq and is a predicted model, not a curated record. Gene Ontology annotation, cellular component: membrane. Gene Ontology annotation, biological process: G protein-coupled receptor signaling pathway.
AGAUUCAUCAACAGCAUGGAGGGUAUAAACCAAACAGAUGUCCUACAAUUCUUUCUUGUGGGACUAAGUGAUGAUCCAGCUGUGCUACCACUCAUAUUCAGUCUUUUUCUCUGCAUGUAUCUGGUUACCAUCCUUGGAAACCUACUCAUCAUCAUGGUUGUGAGUUCUGACUCCCACCUCCAUACUCCCAUGUAUUUUUUUCUCUCUAAUCUUUCAUUUGUUGACAUGUGUUUAAGUUCAACUACCAUCCCGAAGGUUCUGGUGAACAUGCAGGUACAGGAUCAGAGCAUAACUUACGCAGGCUGCCUCACUCAAGUCUGCUUUAUUUUGGAAUUUGCUUCAUUUGAAAACUGUCUCCUCGCUGUGAUGUCCUAUGAUCGAUAUGUGGCCAUUUGUCAUCCUCUGAGAUACACAGUUAUCAUGAACCCCAGCUUCUGUGGUUGGCUAAUUAUAUUGUCCCUGGUAAUUAGCCUUGAAAACACUCUUCUUCUUGGUCUGACAUUAUUGAGAUUGUCCUUCUGCAUAGAUGUGGAAAACCCACUACUCUACUGUGAACUUGCUCAGGUCAUCAAACUUGCCUGUUCAGAUACCCUUAUCAAUAACAUUCUGAUAUAUCUUUCAACAUUCAUAUUUGGUGGUGUUCCAAUCUCUGGAAUAAUUUUCUCUUAUACCAAAAUUGUCUCUUCAGUUAUGAGAAUAUCUUCAGUGAAAGGAAGGUACAAAGCUUUUUCUACCUGUGUCUCUCAUCUGUUAGUUUUGUCAUUGUUUUAUGGUACAGCUCUGGGGGUUUACAUUUGCUCUGCUCUGACUAUUUCAACAAGAAGUACUGCAGUGGUUUCACUGAUGUACACUGUAGUCCCUCAAAUGAUAAACCCCUUUAUCUAUAGUCUUAGGAAUAGGGACAUAAUGGAAGCCCUGAGGAACUUCAUCAGUAACAUCCUUUUCAAACACAUUGUUGGCUUUGGAUUUCAUUGUUUAGAAUAA